AUGAUGAGCGGGGAAUUGGAGUCGGCCAACGUGGAUUUGCCUGGGUCAUUGUCUGACUAUGACUCGAUGCUGCUUAGUCCCAUGUUUGAUGAUACUGAGGCCCCCCAGGAAAUCAGGCAGGCAGAGAUGUCUGACGCAGUAACAUCUGCAGGAUCUGUGUCUGAUCUCAUGCCACCAUACCUCUCUAGUUUCUCAACCACCUCCACCCAACAAUCCUCACAUUUCGAACUUGAUCCGGCGUACCAUCAAAUGUGGUUGACCCCCCAGGCCUCCAAGACACCUCAGACGUACAGUAGCCGCGGAUCCGCCCCAUCCGAAAGCCCACGAUGUCGGAGUGACUCUCCCCGGAUGUCUCUCAACCAGCAAUCCUCCUCAUGGGACAGUUCGCAAAGAUCACUCUCCCCAUUUUCCAUCGACCAACAAAUGAUCACCACAUCCAACUCCCAGCUGACUUCAGCGAACCUACUCCAAAUCUACCACGACGUGCUAGAACACAACCUAUCGUGUUGGUUAAGCGAUAUAACCUGUCCUUACCAACCCGAAUCACGAAAUACCCCUCAUAUUACACCCGAAUUGGGUUCCUCGCGGUAUAAUAUGAUAUACCAGCGCACAAUCAGGCUUGACCGUGUGGCACAGACUUGCAAGAUUCUGCACCUGACACCUGCUGAGGACCAGGCCGCGUCCAAAGCUCUGCACUUUACAAUCAUGGCAUUUGCUACACAGUGGGCGCAGGGGAGUCGUCGACACCAUGAGAAAUAUCCGACCAGGCCUUUUGGUGGUGGCGAGGAAGAAAUUGCCAAUGGACUCGCCGACGAGUUUGACCGCAUUCUUCAACACCACUUUUGGGACCAAGCGCAGCGUGCACUCCAACAAGUCGCCGAUUUGGAGUCGUAUAGAGUGGCAUGUGCUGAGAUGAUUUUCGGCCUGACACAAAGACCAUGGAAUCCAGGUAAUCGGUCUCAUAAACAGGGGAUAGAAGAGCAAGGCCAUGAGUUUGCCACAGACUCACUCUUGUCAAAGUUACACGAUAUAAUAAACAAAGAAGGACCGCCAGUAUACCUGGAGCGGGCGGUUCGGAAAAUUCACGCACUGAAGUAUCGCUGCGACACACUUAAAAAUGGUCUCGGCAAGCAGUUCAGGAGUCGUGGCAAGGGCGACCCCGGUAUUGAGGCCAUGAGCGCCGAACAUCGAGAUACAAUUGGCCUACUCUACUGGAUGGCUAUUAUGUCCGACACUCUCUCCUCAUCCAUGAACGAACGACCUGUCGUAGUACCGGAUCAGGACUGCCAGCACGAAGGGCAAAAGGAGAUCCAGCAAGCUGAGAAUAUCGAUAGAUCUGUUGGAAGAAGUCGGUGGAACCUCAAUCUUUUUUUGCAAGGAAACCUCAAACAGACACGUCGAACGCACUGGCCCUGUUCCUACGAGGCUGCUGCUGAAGACGUCAUUAAGUCAGCGCCAGUCAAGGUACUUAUGUUCCGCCACCUGUCUUACAUACAAAAUGCCAUUCGCAAGGGUACCCCGGAAGACCAGAUCGAAGAAACCCUUCAAAUGACGAUAUCACUAUAUGAAUACUGGAACAGAACGCACGGCGCCUUCUUCAGUGAACUGGUGCAGAACUACAGUGAAGUUCCGAAGCGCAUACAGGGCUGGUUUCUCUGUAUCUCUGCCCACUGGCACCUUGCUGCUUUAAUACUCGCCGAUCUGCUAGAACUCAUUGACGAGAAUGCCCUGGGUAUGGAUGGCCCAACUCAUAUUCGUCUCACUAGUCAAGUGGCAAGGGGAAUGAGGAUGCACAGUGCCAGGGAGCUGGCAGAUCUGGCAAGAGUCGGCACGAUGCCUACCAUAAAUGGUAAUAGCAUGAGUAUGCCGCGAAUGCCAGAGUUCCACCAUGCUGUCAAUGAGGGCUCGCUAUUGACCGAACCAUGGACAAUGAUUUUGAUUAGGGCGUUUACUAAAGCUUGUAUGGCCUUCCUAGGUGAAGCAGAUGAACCACUGUCUUAUCUUGAGACUACCCUUGUGCACAAUAGUGAUGAUUUUGAGAGGAACAUUGAGCAGGCAGAAGUGUGUAUGAAGGGGCUGUGGCUAUUGGGUAAAAAGUCGGAUAUGGCACAAGAGAUCGCUGAGACACUUUCACUCGCAUUGGGAGAGCUGCGGAAGGGGUGUAUUGUAUAG
This is a messenger RNA of Penicillium vulpinum, 2172 nucleotides long. RefSeq lists its product as uncharacterized. The transcript has a single exon. NCBI's taxonomy places the organism in Eukaryota, Fungi, Ascomycota, Eurotiomycetes, Eurotiales, Aspergillaceae. The record is from RefSeq and is a predicted model, not a curated record. The coding region runs from base 1 to 2172 and encodes 723 amino acids.